AUGUCACUUGCAGUGGAGAACGCGGUGGAGAACGCGGUGGAGAACGCGGUAGAGAACGCGGUGGAGAACGCGGUAGAGAACACCCUCUCACGAGGAACUGAAGUGUGUUUCACAGUUUCUGGAUCCACAGCAGCCAUGAUGCGUCUCUGUACAGCACUGAUCUUAAUACUGGCUCUGUAUCAGGUGGACUCCUCAGACAGACCAAAGGUGUUUGGGAAUCUGCACGAGACAUCGUCCCUCCCCUGUCCUCAGACGUGCUCUGGUCUUCUCACCUGGACCACAUUUCAGAGACGGGGCGAUGUUCUAGUCAGGUGUACCAGAGACUCGUGCUGGAGUAAAGACGGGUUUAGUCUUCCUCUGGAGCAGUUCCUCAGUGGGAACUCCACCCUGACGGUGCUGAGAGCCGAUUACAGCCUGCGAGGUCUCUACAUGGCCGAGUGUGACUCUGAGACGCUGUGUGAGGUCGUCUUCACUCUGUCCCCUCUAGAGAUGGCCCGUAACAUUACCCCAGGAGAGCCCAUAGACGUGCUCUUACCCCUCACUGACCUGGUGGAGGUGGAUUUUACUUCCAGAGAUGCUGCACAACCACCAAACCAGGAGAUCUGCAUCGUGGACAAAGACAAGAUUCGCUGCAGUCCAGAUUAUAAAGAGAGGUCGUCGCUCCUCAACACUCUUCAGAUUAAAGAUGGAAGUGUCUCUGACAGUGGGAUCUACACAGUACGGGAUAAAGUGAACGACGAGAUUAUAGUCAACUUACAGAUCAAUGUGAAAGAGUCUAAAGGAGAAGAGCAGGGUGAUGGAGGUGUGUCUCAGUCUCACAGUGUCAGACGCAGGAGUGUUCAGUCUGUAUCCAACCCACUGACUCAGGCUGAAAGAGCCUUUAAUGUUGCACACAUUUACACUCGCAACAUCGUCAAGCGUGCAAUUGGACUCUGGAAGCUGCGCUUUCCGGGUCUGCACAAAGGAGAAGACAUGUCCAGUCUGUAA
Messenger RNA from Clarias gariepinus (North African catfish), 987 nucleotides. RefSeq lists its product as uncharacterized. The record is from RefSeq and is a predicted model, not a curated record. Lineage: Eukaryota; Metazoa; Chordata; Actinopteri; Siluriformes; Clariidae. The coding region runs from base 1 to 987 and encodes 328 amino acids. The transcript is spliced from 7 exons.